Esox lucius (northern pike) is the source of this 1188-nucleotide messenger RNA. Its product is annotated as chymotrypsin-like protease CTRL-1. NCBI's taxonomy places the organism in Eukaryota, Metazoa, Chordata, Actinopteri, Esociformes, Esocidae. Gene Ontology annotation, molecular function: serine-type endopeptidase activity. The transcript has 7 exons. Bases 59 to 841 code for a protein of 260 amino acids. The record is from RefSeq and is a predicted model, not a curated record. Gene Ontology annotation, biological process: proteolysis.
AAGGUAUAAGAGGGAGAGGGACAUGGAAACGUAAAGAACAGUCUACUAGACUUCAGCCAUGCUUUGGAUCCUCAGCUGUCUUGCUCUUGUGGCCUCUGUCUGGGGUUGUGGAGUGCCUAGCAUCCCACCUCAGGUGAGCGGCUUGAAAAUAGUGAAUGGACAGAAUGCUGUGUCUGGAUCCUGGCCCUGGCAGGUUUCCCUUCAGGAUUCCACUGGAUUCCAUUUCUGUGGAGGCUCCCUGAUCAGUCAGAACUGGGUUGUCACUGCUGCCCACUGCCGUGUGACACCUGGCCGUCACCGUGUGAUCCUAGGAGAGCACGAUCGCCAAUCCAAUGCUGAGCAGCUCCAGAUCAAAACCAUAUCCAAGGCUAUUACACAUCCCUACUACAACAGCCAGACCUUUAACAAUGAUGUGACCCUACUGAAGCUGUCCUCCCCUGCCCAAAUCACCUCUCGUGUGUCCCCUGUGUGCCUGGCCUACUCCAGCACAUCCUUCCCCACUGGAACCCGUUGUGUUACCACUGGCUGGGGAAAGACAGGAACUACCUCAAGCCCCCGUAUCCUCCAGCAGGUGGCCCUUCCCCUGCUGAGCUCUGCACAGUGCAAGCAAUACUGGGGCCAGAACAGAAUUACUGAUGCCAUGAUUUGUGCUGGCGCCUCUGGAGUGUCCUCUUGCCAGGGUGAUUCUGGUGGUCCUCUGGUUUGUCAGAGUGGCGGGGUGUGGUCUCAAGUGGGGAUUGUGUCCUGGGGCACCAGCAACUGCAAUGUGCAAACUCCUGCGGUCUACUCCCGUGUCUCCUACCUGAGAGGCUGGAUCGACCAGACGGUCGCUUCCAACUAAUCACAGCAGACCACAGCGGCAGUGUCUAUCUUUCCAUGAUCAUUUUAGUUAUUUAGCAGAGGCUCUUAGUCAGAGAAACUUACAGGAACAUUUAGGGUGAAAUGCAUUGUUCAAGGGCACAUUCUUACAUGUUGGCUCAAAGAUUCGAAUCAGCAAUCAUUCAUCACAGAACCUCUCUUUCCUGCCAAGUCUAAUGUGUGAUGACACACUGGCUUGGUCCAACUAGAUUUCCGAUUGGUUACUGACCUUUCAACGUGUCCCAAGCAUAGUAGCUAAUUUUGUUCUCACUGUCUAAUUGGUUCAAAUGUAAGUGAAAACAAUGAUUUAAAUAAAUAUGUAGAAAGACA